CAUGUGUCUCUCUUUGGUGCUUUUUUCAUUCCUUUUCCUCCUCUUUAUUUUGCUACGUCUUCUUCUUCUUCUUCUUCUUCUUCUUUUUUUUUUGAUUUAUUAUUAUUAUUCAUCUUUUCACGGACCUUUAGCCCAAAACUUUUAACCUAAAAUUCCCUUAUGAUUAAUGCAUUGCCAGCUGACUUUUCCUGUUUAUGUUAUUGUUUUGUUUUGUUUUGUUUGCGUCAUGGCCCGGAAGAGACGAAAAUUGGAGGUCCGUUUCUUUGUUUACUUUCUAUGAUAAGCUUCAGAUCAUGGCCAGCGAGAUAGACCACCACCUUGAGUGGAUUUUCAGAUUCGUUUGCCCAAGCUGAAUUACAUGAAACUAACUAAUGAUUUGUCUGUCUCGCUGUUUCCUUCACUUUUACUUUUCUCUUUUGCCCCUACCCUCUUCUGAUCUGGUAAGAGAUCGACCAAUUCUUUGUCAAUUCUUUUCUGUCCUUUCCCACUUCUUCUCCCUUUUCCUGUUACCUAAUCUUUCCCUUUUCACUUUCUCUCUUCCCCCCUUGUUUUUAUUCUGGAAAAAAGAACCAUUGUCUGGAUCCUGGUCCAGGACCAGGAUCAUUUAGUUGACACUGUCCUACGUAUCUCGAAAGAUCGAGGGGAAGGUUGUCCCCAAAAUUCACGUGGGGAAGUUUCCUCGAAGAGAAUUUGUCAAUGUCACCGACAGGAUGGUUAAGCUGUGCAGAUACCGCCGUAGCCGUUGGCGGAAACCAAUGGCAAAG
Messenger RNA from Aspergillus pseudonomiae, 764 nucleotides. RefSeq lists its product as uncharacterized. NCBI's taxonomy places the organism in Eukaryota, Fungi, Ascomycota, Eurotiomycetes, Eurotiales, Aspergillaceae. The transcript has a single exon. The coding region runs from base 372 to 608 and encodes 78 amino acids. The record is from RefSeq and is a predicted model, not a curated record.